AUGGCAGCCAAUAUCAGCCAAAUUCCUCCUACGGCGCUCGAGUCCAUGCUCCAUUUCAGAUGUUUUCUGAGGCCGUCCACUCGAUUCAUCAUGCCGCUCCACUGUCAAGCAGGAGAAACCUGCGCCUCAGACAUCAAGCAGCCCGGGCAUCCUUUUGGUAUUGCGACAGUUGCGGCAACCUCAACAAUGCAGCGCUGGCUUCGGACAGAUGCACUAUAUGUGGACACCAUAAGUGUGCCGGUUGCACUGAUGCUUGAAUUCAGAGCGACGCUGGAUUUCCUACCAAGUAGGAAGUACGGGGCUGCCGAGGCUUCGAGAGCCGAAGUUUAA
Molecule: messenger RNA, 330 nt
Organism: Cladophialophora bantiana CBS 173.52
Lineage: Eukaryota; Fungi; Ascomycota; Eurotiomycetes; Chaetothyriales; Herpotrichiellaceae
Exons: 1
Coding region: 1-330 (109 amino acids)
Source: RefSeq, a predicted model, not a curated record